Messenger RNA from Durio zibethinus, 643 nucleotides. Its product is annotated as photosystem I reaction center subunit VI, chloroplastic-like. The record is from RefSeq and is a predicted model, not a curated record. NCBI's taxonomy places the organism in Eukaryota, Viridiplantae, Streptophyta, Magnoliopsida, Malvales, Malvaceae. Gene Ontology annotation, biological process: photosynthesis. Gene Ontology annotation, cellular component: photosystem I reaction center; photosystem I; chloroplast thylakoid membrane.
AGCAUCCGACUGCCAACUGAACUAAACCUGCAAGAAAAAUAGUCAUCAGGAACCAAAUCCAAGGCCAUGGCUUCUCUUGCAACCUUAGCUGCUGUUCAACCAGCGACAAUCAAGGGCCUUGGUGGCAGCUCCCUCAGUGUAACCAAGCUCUUUGUCAAGCCAACUCGCCAGAGUUUCAAACCCAAAAAGUACAGGGCCGCUACGGUGGUAGCAAAGUAUGGUGAUAAGAGCGUGUACUUUGAUUUGGAGGAUAUUGGCAACACAACUGGGCAAUGGGACUUGUAUGGAUCUGAUGCACCUUCACCAUACAACUCUCUCCAGAGCAAGUUCUUUGAGACAUUUGCAGCUCCAUUCACCAAGAGAGGAUUUUUGCUCAAGUUCCUGAUCUUGGGAGGUGGUUCCCUCCUCCUUUACCUCAGUGCCACCGCUUCUGAUGACCUUCUACCAAUCAAGAAGGGUCCACAACUUCCACCAAAGCCCGGGCCACGUGGCAAGAUCUAAUUAAUUUAUUGGAACUCUUAAGCUUUUCACUCUAUGUAUCUUAUUUUAGUUCUGAAACAUGUAAUACUGAAAAAUGACCUUUGUUAUCCACCCAAAGACAUUUGUUUCAUGCUUAAUUGGAGCAUUACUUUCAGUUUGAAAA